Messenger RNA from Lolium perenne, 3001 nucleotides. RefSeq names its product dynamin-related protein 5A. Lineage: Eukaryota; Viridiplantae; Streptophyta; Magnoliopsida; Poales; Poaceae. Gene Ontology annotation, cellular component: cytoplasm; microtubule; membrane. Gene Ontology annotation, molecular function: GTP binding; GTPase activity; microtubule binding. The record is from RefSeq and is a predicted model, not a curated record.
CCUGUCCUGUAACCCUUUUCCCACACCGCUCUCCCUCUCCGGCGGACGCAUUUCAAAUUCGAAUCCGGUCUUCUCCGGUGCCACACCACCACACUGGCUCCGCCCCCACCCAUGGCCACCAACGCCCUGCUGUCACCGGCGGCGGGCAGGACGCCGAACCCCAAGGCGACUCCCUCCCCGUCCGCGCGCCGCGCCGGCCCGGCCCCUGACGCGGCCACGGCCGCCGCCGCAGCCGCGACCUCGGACACCAAGGCGCGGUUCGAGGCCUACAACCGGCUGCAGGCGGCGGCGGUGGCGUUCGGGGAGAAGCUCCCGAUUCCGGAGAUAGUGGCCAUCGGGGGCCAGUCCGACGGCAAGAGCUCGCUCCUCGAGGCGCUCCUCGGCUUCCGCUUCAACGUCCGCGAGGUCGAGAUGGGCACCCGCCGCCCCCUCGUCCUCCAGAUGGUCCACGACCCCGCCGCCCUCGAGCCCCGAUGCCGCUUCCAGGUUCGUGCCCCCGCUCUUCCUCCUAGGGUUUUCCCCCUUCCUCCUCGCUCAGAUCGGGUUCUAGCGACUCGCGAGCGAGUGGCUGAAUCUAGUGUUGAUUUGCGCAACGCGUCACAGGAGGAGGACUCGGAGGAGUACGGCCACCCGAUGGUCCUGUCCUCGGCCAUCGCCGACCUCAUCAAGCAGCGCACCGAGUCGCACCUCCGGACCAUCCAGGCCGCCGUCUCGCCCAAGCCCAUCGUCAUGCGGGCCGAGUACGCGCACUGCCCCAACCUCACCAUCAUCGACACCCCAGGCUUCGUGCUCAAGUCUAAGAAAGGUGAGCCGGAGAGGACGCCUCAGGAGAUCCUCUCGAUGGUGAAGACGCUAGCCAGCCCGCCCCACCGCCUCAUUCUCUUCCUCCAGCAGAGCAGCGUCGAGUGGUGCUCCUCGCUCUGGCUGGAUGCAAUCAGAGAGAUCGACCCCUCUUUCAGGCGCACCAUGAUAGUCAUCUCCAAGUUUGACAACCGACUCAAGGAAUUUACUGAAAAAUGGGAGGUGGACAGCUACUUGAGUGCGAGCGGUUACCUUGGUGACAACAUCCACCCAUUCUUUGUGGCUCUUCCGAAGGACCGAGGAACGGUCUCCAAUGAGGAGUUCAGGCGGCAAAUAUGCCAGGUAGAUAUUGAUGUGUUGAAGCACUUGCGUGAUGGCGUGAAAGGGGGUUUCAAUGAAGAGAAGUAUGGUCCAUACAUCGGGUUCAGUCGCCUCAGGAAGUACCUGGAGUCCGAGCUUCAGAAGAGGUACAAAGAAGCUGCUCCAGCCACCCUGGCAUUGUUAGAGCAGAGAUGCUGUGAUGUCUCGAUUGAUCUAUCCAGACUGGACUCCAAGCUGCAAGCAACCUCUGAUGUCUCUCAGCUGAGGAGAUCAGCUAUGCUUCAUGCUGCUUCUAUUUGCACUCAUUUGCGCGCAUUACUUGAUGGAGCAGCUGAUCCAGCCCCAGAGCUAUGGGGUAAAACUACUGAAGAGGAACAAAUGCACAGUGGUAUUGGCAGCUGGCCUGGCAUCAGUGUUCCUGUAAAACCUCCCAACUCCACUCUUAAGCUGUAUGGCGGUGCAGCUUUUGAGAGGGCAAUGCAUGAAUUCCGUUGUGCAACAUACUCGAUUGAGUGCCCACAGGUGUCAAGGGAGAAGGUUGCAAACAUAUUGCUUGCCCAUGCUGGAAGAGGUGGGAGCAGUGGGGUGACUGAGGCAGCUGCUGAGAUAGCACGUGCAGCUGCACGGUCGUGGCUUGCUCCUCUCACAGAAACUGCGUGUGAUCGGCUUGCAUUUGUCCUGCAAAGCCUAUUUGACCUUGCAAUGGAGCGCAGCCGCAAUGAUGAUUCAAAAUAUCAAAAUGUUGAAAAUAUGGAUGGAUAUGUUGGCUUCCUUGCUGCUCUCCGGUGCUCCUAUUAUAAGUUCGUCAAGGAUUUGUCCAAGCAAUGCAAGCAGAUAGUACGCCACCACCUUGAUUCAGUUACGAGCCCCUACUCCCAUAUUUGUUAUGAGAGCGACUUUCUUGGUGGUGCUGGGUCUGUAGCAAACACCCUUCACAGGUUUAACCAGUUCAAUGGAGUUGCAUCGUUUGACCUAUCAGACAGUGGAUCUGCACUAGAGGAAGGCCAGGAGAAUGUACCACCAAAAGAUCAGCAGCAUAUGACACCGCCUGCUAAAGCAAAUGAGUCGAAGGACAUUCUGAGAGAAAGCCAGCUGACAGUUCCUGAGACGCCUUCUCCUGAUCUGCCAGGUGAUAUGCAUGGUGGUAAGAAGAAAGACAACGGAAACAUGAAUGAUGGCGGUGCAAGGAAAAGACAUGCAAGGAUGGCAGCAUAUGCAAACAGGAAUCACCAUAACAAUAUUACUGUUGGUGCUGAUGAUCUGGUCUCAAAAGCAGGGUCAUCGUAUUCCAGUAUAUGCUCAAUAUCUGCGCAGUAUUUUUCCAAAAUGCGUGAAGUCCUGAUUGAAAGGAAUGUUCCCUCUGCGUUGAACUCUGGAUUCUUAACACCAUGCCGUGAAAGGUUGUUUCUAGCGCUUGGAUUUGAGCUGUUUGCUGUAAAUGACGACAAGUUCAUGGACAUGUUUGUGUCUCCUGGCGCAGUUGAUUCCAUCCAGAACGAGCGCCAGUCUCUGCUGAAGCGUCAAAAGAUUUUGCUGUCCUGUUUGAGUGAGUUCAAGAACAUCUCGCGGACUCUGUAAUUGAGAUCCUUCUGGUAAUUCUUCCACCGGCAUGUAUUCAUGAGCUUCAGGGGUAUCCCUACAAUGUUGUUGUUUUAUUACCGUUGCAAAUCCUCCUUACCCCUCAUGCUUCUGUACCUUAUCGCAAGCUAUUCUUUCUGUUGUUUGUAUGUCAAAGUUACUUAUUGACAAGCUGUGUACCACUUAGCAUUUGUUCAACAUUGACAUUAUCCCUGUCAGAUAUUGGGGCUUAUAAACUCGGUUACAAAUUUGCAACUUGGAGAUGAUUUGAAUGUGAAUUAUGUGAUGAUGUCGAAUCUCA